Lottia gigantea (owl limpet) is the source of this 879-nucleotide messenger RNA. RefSeq lists its product as hypothetical. NCBI's taxonomy places the organism in Eukaryota, Metazoa, Mollusca, Gastropoda, Lottiidae. Gene Ontology annotation, molecular function: microtubule motor activity; ATP binding; microtubule binding. Bases 1 to 879 code for a protein of 292 amino acids. Gene Ontology annotation, biological process: microtubule-based movement. The record is from RefSeq and is a predicted model, not a curated record. The transcript has 6 exons.
AUGUUAAGAAUAUGUUCACCUAUAAUACCAGGUCAAACAGAACAAGGUGGACGAAGUUUUUUAACCAUUGAUCCUCGUCGUAAACAAGUUACAGUACAUGAUCCUGCUGCUAGUGGUUAUAUUACCUCCUCAAAUAGGAGAGCUGCAGUGGCUGCACCCAAAAUGUUUGCUUUUGAUGGUGUUUUUUCUCCUGAUGAUUCUCUGAGUGAAGUAUGUUCUGGAAGUUUAAGUGAAAUUUUACAAUCAGUUAUAGGAGGUGCUGAUGGUUGUCUCUUUAGUUAUGGUCAUUCUAAACUUGGUAAAUCAUUUACUAUGAUAGGUAAAGAUCACUCACCACAAACUUUAGGAGUUAUACCUUGUGCUAUAUCCUGGUUAUUUAAAUUAAUUAGUGAACAGAAAGAAUCAACUGGUGCCAGAUUUUCUGUUCGUGUUUCUGCUGUAGAAGUUUCUGGAACACAAGAGAAUUUAAAAGAUCUAUUAUUUGAUGUUGGUGGAGGUGGAGAAGGACCACCAUCAAAUGCAGUGUAUUUAAGAGAAGAUCCUAUCUGUGGAACUCAACUUGAAAAUCAAAGUGAACUCAGAGCACCAACUGCUGAUAGAGCAGCUUUUUAUUUUGAUGCUGCCUUAGCUGCAACUAGUAAAAAUGCAGAAGAAGAUGGCCGCUCAUCACAUCUAUUAUUUACGUUACAUGUUUAUCAAUAUCGAAUAGAAAAAGCUAAUAGAGCUGGUCUUCCUGGAGGUAUAAGUAGACUACAUUUAAUAGAUUUAGGGAGUACAGCUAAAUCUAAAGAUCCUAGUAAUGCUUCUUUAAGUCUUUCUGCUCUUGGUAAUGUUAUUAUGGCUUUACUCAAUGGUCAAAGACAUUUACCUCAUAGGUAA